This is a messenger RNA of Thalassophryne amazonica, 7547 nucleotides long. Its product is annotated as R3H domain-containing protein 1-like. Gene Ontology annotation, molecular function: nucleic acid binding. The record is from RefSeq and is a predicted model, not a curated record. Bases 370 to 6483 code for a protein of 2037 amino acids. The transcript is spliced from 43 exons. NCBI's taxonomy places the organism in Eukaryota, Metazoa, Chordata, Actinopteri, Batrachoidiformes, Batrachoididae.
CGACUUACGGUGUCGCACAGUCGAGCGAGUGUACAGGAGGCAGCAGGCAGCUGACGAGGAGCGAGCUGGGAGGCGACUCCAGCCUCCUCUCCAGCAGAUUGCGCCUCCUGUACAAUGGAAACUAAAGGGUCGAGUAGCAGACGGAAUGGUGGGCGCUGCUGCAGGGCAGGUCAGCAGGGGUCAUGAGGGUGUCGGAGACCUCGGUUGCUGUUCAGAGCAGCUGAAGCAGACAUGGGCAAAGACAUCUUGGAUGGCAUCGGUAGGCUCAGCCUCAUUGACUUUACCAGCCGCCUCCUCCUUCUCAAAAAUCACCAUCGGCUACCAACCAAGUUCUCUAUAUUUGCCACCAUCUCCCAGUAGGACUUUGCAAUGAGAAUGUCCGAUACCGUUGACACUGAAACAAUGAAGGUUUCCGAAGCUGCUGACACUGUGUCAUCUUCAAAAGACAACACCACCAAGACUGAGAUUUUGGACCAGAGCGAGGGCAGCAGAGAUGACCACAGGAGCAACAAUAAGAAAGAUGGACAGCCUGUGAAGUACUCUAAGUCCAACCCCAGGCUAAAACUCGUGCGAAGCCUAGCUGUGUGUGAAGAGUCCUUUCCUUCUUCUAUUGCUGAGCAGUCAGCUGCACCUCAGGAUGGAUUUCUUCUCCAGCCCUUUGAAAAAGAAGAAAGAUCUACAAAGGACCAACAUGAGAAAGAGGACGGCUGUGACAAGGAGGACAGACCUGAGAAGACGUUGACAAAAAUGUUGUCUCGAGAUUCCAGCCAAGACUACACAGAUUCUACAGGCAUCGAUCUCCAUGAGUUUCUGGUCAACACACUGAAGAGCAACCCCAGGGAUCGAAUAAUGCUGCUGAAGUUGGAGCAGGACAUCUUGGACUUCAUCAGCAAUAACGAAAGCCAAGAAAGGAAAUUCCCGCCCAUGACUUCCUACCAUAGGAUGCUUUUACACAGAGUGGCAGCCUACUUUGGCAUGGAUCACAAUGUGGACCCCAGUGGAAAAUCAGUAGUGAUCAACAAAACCACCAACACUAGAAUCCCCGAUCAGAAAUUUUCAGAGCACAUCAAGGAUGACAGGGCAGACGAUUUUCAGAAACGCUACAUUCUCAAACGAGACAACUCCAGCUUUGAUCGUGAAGACGGCUCGAUUCGAAUGCGUUUGAAAGCUGACAAGAGGAGCAAAUCGAUGGAGGAGAGGGAGGAGGAGUACCAGCGAGCCAGAGAAAGGAUAUUUGCACAUGAUGGAGAUCAUUUCAUUCUCGAUAGAAGUGCUCAGGAGGACGAUGCAUGCAUGAGCACCCAACAGAGGCGCCAAAUGUUCAGGUUACGGGCAGGCCGCUCAGGUGCUAGCCGUCAGAGCAGUUCGGAGACUGAAACACUGCCGCGGCACGGUGAGCCUCGGCCGUGGAGCAGCACAGACAGCUCAGACAGCUCCAACCGACUCGCACCGCGGCCAGCCAUCACCAAGGCCAGCAGCUUCAGCGGUAUUUCUCCCAGCCUCGUCCGAGGGGACAGCACCGCCAGCAGCAAGAGCACUGGGAGACUCUCCAAAACAGGGUCAGAGUCAUGUAGUAGUGUUGGCUCCUCCUCCAGCUCACUGUCUCGUCCCCAACUGGUGCAUCCACUUUCAGCGUCGUCCCGUAACAUCACCAACACGCCCAUAAGCCACUCUGACACGAGAAGCUCCGGGCACUCUGAGAUGAUCAAGAGCAUCCUUUCACAUCCACCGCCAACUACAGACACAGCAAACUACUACGUGUUUCCGCUGGAGGCCUCAGGGAUACCACCUGGCAGUGUUUUGGUCAAUGCGCACGCAGGCAAACAUUUCAUCCAUCCUGAUGGUAAUGUGGUCCUUUAUAACCCUGCCAUCGCUGCCCCUAAUAAUGGUGGCAGGAGUUCACAGCAGGGGAAAAGCCAACAGCAGCCAAUCCCACCUGCCAACCAGCAACAACAAUCCAAUCACCUCCACUCCCAGCCAAUCUGUCCUCCUCUUCAGCCAUCCUCUGAGCCUGUCCACAACCCAAUGGUCUCUUAUCCUCUUCCUCCUUCUCAGUUCCUGCCCGUCUGUCCAAACCAACAGUACACUGUGGCUGAUGCUCUGAACGCUCAGUUCAGCCACAUGACUCUGGCGCAGCAGCCGACAAUCGAGGGCGGACCCUCGGCUUCGGACGCCCGCCAUUAUCAGAGCGUCUACCACCACCCCUCCCCUGUGCUCCUGCAGGGAGGUCCUCCACAGCAAGUUGCUAGCUACGUGGUGGCAGGUCCAUCAGGAGGGCACCCUGGGGUGUUGCCGGGGCAGCCUGUCCCUCUCCCGAACCCAGGCCCCCCAUCUGCUUAUCCCACCACCACCCCUGGUCCUCCUGCUUUUACUGGGCCAACGGCAAUACUCCAGCAACACGCCUACAUCCAGCAGCCUGUCCAGCAAGUUUCCCCAUGUUACUGCUCAUCAGCCCAACACCCCCACUGUUCCAACCAGCAGCAGCAAUACCGGCCGCCUGUCAACCCGCUGCCCUAUAACUGCCCUCAGAGCCAAAACCUGCCCCAGCAGCAAGUGCACCAAGCCGUGAUGCCAAACCCAGCGUCCAGCUAUCAGACUGUAGCGGGCGUGCAGCCAACAACAAACCUUGCUCUCGCUGGCAACCAGCAAAGCAAUAUGGGAAACCAGAUGCAAGGCAUGAUGGUCCAGUACCCUCCAAUCCAGUCUUAUCAGCAGGUUUCUGUCCCCCAGCAGGCAUACCAGCAGCCAGUGUUUGUGUCCUGCCAGCCAGGACAGGCAGCAGUGGCUGUUGCUGGCAUGCAGCCCUGUUACGGCUUUGUCCCGCCCAGCCAGCAUACCACCAUGAGUUCAACCGUGAGCUUUUUGCCUGCCCCGAUGAUGGAGCAACUCCAGUUUCCCCAGAAUUCUUCCAACUGCAUCCCCCAGCAGCAUCCAGGCCAGCAGUAUGCAGGGUUGCUGCCGGUGCCCCCUGGCAGCAGCAUGGUUAUGCUGCAAAUGGCAGCACCUGCCUGCCAGCAGCCACGGGCGCUCUCCCCCUGUCAGCGGAAACAACCAAACCACAAACACAUUGACCACCAGCGUGGCCGCAGGCCCGCCGAUCUCCCACCUCCUCCAGACAACACCCAGAGCAGCCUGCCCUCGUCUCCGGCCCUCACUCCUUCGCCAGGCCAGCAGCCCAGCAUCAAGGGCCUCCCAUCAAUCAUCUCUCCUAUCUCUGUCAUGGGCCCACACCACCACCCACCGCUCCCUACAGCCUUCUGCCACAGUGGACAAGGUGAAGCACACUUUUCUCUACUGGGCCAACCUCUGCAGUACAAACCAUCCGUCAGACCUCCACUGAUCCACUCCGCCCACAUGGUCGCCAAACACCAGGGCCCACUCGGAGUUUGGCGUGGCGGACAUGGGAGGAAGGCCAGCAGAAAACCCUUGUCUUCAGAUCUCAGUGUAGGUCACGCAGUGAGCAGUCAGACCUGGGAAGUGACAGAUCAGACAGAGGGGAUCAGCGCUACAGACUCUCACCACCUCCUGGCACAACUCUGCAAAGGGGGCGAAAUCAUCCAGCGGCUGUCAGACCGACGGCCCUGGUCGGGUAACACGAGCAGAGCUGGGCUGAACCCCAGUGGGGAUUCUGUCUUUUCCACGCUCCCCUCUCGGUUUGGUGCCCAGAACAUCACGAUCCAACACAGCAGCUUCCCCAACUACCUUACCGAGUCCUUUGAGAAGAGGACGGUGGUUGUUUCCGGUGUGCCUCACGCGCUCUCCUCCAGUAGGAUGAUUGACAAGCUCAUCGUGCACUUCCAGAGCUCGCGGAGGAGUCGCGGCGGGGACGUGCAGGAGGUCAAAUAUCCACUAGCCUGGGCGGAGUGGCGUUUGUCACCUUUGACAGAGCUGAAGGUGUAUUUCUACGUAUCCAGUGCAACACUUGACCUCUCAGUCUUUGGCAGCGACCAUGCUGAGGUGCUUCAGAGUCUGAGGUCAGCGCACAGGUCAGUUUGUUUCGAGCUUUGCAGCACCAGACUGCUGUCAGACGACGGCAGACUCGGUCUUAAUCUGCCAGCAGCGUCUCAUUGUGAGCCUGUCAGUCCUCGAAGCGACUGCAGUUCUAAAAUCUGGAACCGUGAGCUCACUGGGCUUAUCAACACCCCUGCAGGACCACAGACAUCUCGAUCUCUCCAAAUAAUUGAGAAUCUGACAGUCAGGUGUUGGUGUAUGUCUCUCAUUGGUUGUGUUGUUUUUUUAUUUGUAUUUUUUUUUUUUUUCUGCUGUGCUUCAGGGUCAGAGUCAUGUAGUAGUGUUGGCUCCUCCUCCAGCUCACUGUCUCGUCCCCAACUGGUGCAUCCACUUUCAGCGUCGUCCCGUAACAUCACCAACACGCCCAUAAGCCACUCUGACACGAGAAGCUCCGGGCACUCUGAGAUGAUCAAGAGCAUCCUUUCACAUCCACCGCCAACUACAGACACAGCAAACUACUACGUGUUUCCGCUGGAGGCCUCAGGGAUACCACCUGGCAGUGUUUUGGUCAAUGCGCACGCAGGCAAACAUUUCAUCCAUCCUGAUGGUAAUGUGGUCCUUUAUAACCCUGCCAUCGCUGCCCCUAAUAAUGGUGGCAGGAGUUCACAGCAGGGGAAAAGCCAACAGCAGCCAAUCCCACCUGCCAACCAGCAACAACAAUCCAAUCACCUCCACCCUCAGCCAAUCUGUCCUCCUCUUCAGCCAUCCUCUGAGCCUGUCCACAACCCAAUGGUCUCUUAUCCUCUUCCUCCUUCUCAGUUCCUGCCCGUCUGUCCAAACCAACAGUACACUGUGGCUGAUGCUCUGAACGCUCAGUUCAGCCACAUGACUCUGGCGCAGCAGCCGACAAUCGAGGGCGGACCCUCGGCUUCGGACGCCCGCCAUUAUCAGAGCGUCUACCACCACCCCUCCCCUGUGCUCCUGCAGGGAGGUCCUCCACAGCAAGUUGCUAGCUACGUGGUGGCAGGUCCAUCAGGAGGGCACCCUGGGGUGUUGCCGGGGCAGCCUGUCCCUCUCCCGAACCCAGGCCCCCCAUCUGCUUAUCCCACCACCACCCCUGGUCCUCCUGCUUUUACUGGGCCAACGGCAAUACUCCAGCAACACGCCUACAUCCAGCAGCCUGUCCAGCAAGUUUCCCCAUGUUACUGCUCAUCAGCCCAACACCCCCACUGUUCCAACCAGCAGCAGCAAUACCGGCCGCCUGUCAACCCGCUGCCCUAUAACUGCCCUCAGAGGCAAAACCUGCCCCAGCAGCAAGUGCACCAAGCCGUGAUGCCAAACCCAGCGUCCAGCUAUCAGACUGUAGCGGGCGUGCAGCCAACAACAAACCUUGCUCUCGCUGGCAACCAGCAAAGCAAUAUGGGAAACCAGAUGCAAGGCAUGAUGGUCCAGUACCCUCCAAUCCAGUCUUAUCAGCAGGUUUCUGUCCCCCAGCAGGCAUACCAGCAGCCAGUGUUUGUGUCCUGCCAGCCAGGACAGGCAGCAGUGGCUGUUGCUGGCAUGCAGCCCUGUUACGGCUUUGUCCCGCCCAGCCAGCAUACCACCAUGAGUUCAACCGUGAGCUUUUUGCCUGCCCCGAUGAUGGAGCAACUCCAGUUUCCCCAGAAUUCUUCCAACUGCAUCCCCCAGCAGCAUCCAGGCCAGCAGUAUGCAGGGUUGCUGCCGGUGCCCCCUGGCAGCAGCAUGGUUAUGCUGCAAAUGGCAGCACCUGCCUGCCAGCAGCCACGGGCGCUCUCCCCCUGUCAGCGGAAACAACCAAACCACAAACACAUUGACCACCAGCGUGGCCGCAGGCCCGCCGAUCUCCCACCUCCUCCAGACAACACCCAGAGCAGCCUGCCCUCGUCUCCGGCCCUCACUCCUUCGCCAGGCCAGCAGCCCAGCAUCAAGGGCCUCCCAUCAAUCAUCUCUCCUAUCUCUGUCAUGGGCCCACACCACCACCCACCGCUCCCUACAGCCUUCUGCCACAGUGGACAAGGUGAAGCACACUUUUCUCUACUGGGCCAACCUCUGCAGUACAAACCAUCCGUCAGACCUCCACUGAUCCACUCCGCCCACAUGGUCGCCAAACACCAGGGCCCACUCGGAGUUUGGCGUGGCGGACAUGGGAGGAAGGCCAGCAGAAAACCCUUGUCUUCAGAUCUCAGUGUAGGUCACGCAGUGAGCAGUCAGACCUGGGAAGUGACAGAUCAGACAGAGGGGAUCAGCGCUACAGACUCUCACCACCUCCUGGCACAACUCUGCAAAGGGGGCGAAAUCAUCCAGCGGCUGUCAGACCGACGGCCCUGGUCGGGUAACACGAGCAGAGCUGGGCUGAACCCCAGUGGGGAUUCUGUCUUUUCCACGCUCCCCUCUCGGUUUGGUGCCCAGAACAUCACGAUCCAACACAGCAGCUCCCAAACUACCUUUAAACUCCGAACUAGUAACAGACAUAAAGGUGAGCUGUGUGAUUUGGACAAAGCCAGUUUGUAGCUGGUUCUUUGUCUGUGUGCGCAAGAAGCGCUGAAACCCAAAUUAAUGCACAUCCAACCACUUGCCUCUGCUGCCUCAGUCUGGACUGUCUCAGCUCAAAGUGCCAGACUCUCCAAAUCUAAAAUCGUAUCAGAUGGUUAAAAAAAAAACGAAUGUCAUUUUAUUUAUUUUUUUCUGGCCAAUAGAUCUGUGCAGGGUGGAACUGGAGAACCAUCUCAUACUUUGGGUACAUUUGUAAAAAUGUGACUGCUAAAUUCGGAUCUCCUGUACCAGCUAUUCUAUUUAUUGACAUUGGACAUAAUCCCCCCUCUUAUUAAAAUCUGUUUUGCUGAAUAAAAAGUGUCGAUGGUUGGCGAUGGGUUUGGAAAUUGUGUACAAUUGCAGAUUUUAGACUGACAGCAUCAUAUCAAGCAGAACGUACCUGUAAUUUAGUUGUUUGCAGAUCUGAGGAAUGUUUUAUGCUUAUGUUUCAAAAAAUUUAAACUGGGGCAGCGUACGGUAUUGCAUUUGAAGUACAGCCAUCAUCACCUCUCAGCAAGUAUUGUAUUUUUUUGUUUUUAACUUUCAAAAGCAUCCCUAAGUGUUGCAGCUGUGCUAGCUUGAUCCCAGGUUGUCAUGUAAAUCUGUGCAGCGUAACUGACAUGACAUUGAAGACAAACGUGUUUGAAACUCGUGAAUGAACAUCCCAAGAGCACAUCCAAAAAAGAUGCCAACAAUAUCCACUGAAUGAUGGAUGUACUACCUACAGAGGUCAAAGUCACUUUUCUGCACCGUGAAUGUUGCACUUGCACUGAAGGGUUGAGAUUUAAUUGGUGUUGGACAGGGCCUGGAUUUUCAUCUUUUCAUUCCCCCCCCCCCCCCCCUUGCACUCAGCCAGGCCACCUUUUUUUUUAAAAACAAAAAAACAAAAACAAAUAUUUAAUUAAAAUGUUUAUAUGCACAAGAAAAAUGCAAUCAAGCUUUUGUCAUUCUUACUUAGUUUUAUUUAGAUUUCUGUUUGAGUUCAUGGAGAUGUUUCUGGUGUGGGUUUUUCUUUUUUUUAUCUAAUAAAUGAUUGCACCACA